AUGUCAAUAGGUAAGCCAACGCUCCCCUCAUUCAACACAACACUACCGAGUGGUAUUGGCUUGUCUUCAAAGCAGAAUGAAACCCAACACCACUACCUCGAGAUCAAUACUAUUGAAAUGUACACGACUGAGGAGUACGACAAAUAUUUACAACACAAAGAAUGGACCCGCGCGACAACAGACUCAAUGAUGGAAUAUGUCAAACAAUACGGAAUGUGUUGGGAAGUUGUUCACGAUCGACUUGUGGUAUACAACGAAUUCAGAUUAUCGGUAGACGCUGUUAUUGAGAGGUAUCUCCAAAUCGCAAUGAAACUCUCGCAAAACAGAUUUACGGAGAAAUACCCUGCUAACUCUUUUAUCCACCCCUACGACUUUUUCCCAUUCGAUAGAAGAUUUGAAGAACAACGAAAGGAAGAUGGGAUGCAACAACUCAUCGAAAAUGUCGUUAGCCUCCCUCAAGCAAAAUUGUUCUUGUCGCAGACGCUGUUGACAAAGAAAGAAGUCCAAGAAGACCACGUCGGAAGCAACGCGAUACUUGAUAGUCUAGCUCCUGGAGUUUAUUCACGGUUCCAACUCCUCAUGGAGCGUACCGACUUGUCUAAACUCGGACUUUACUUCGACAAAGACACAACUCUUAGUUUGUUACGUUGA
Messenger RNA from Entamoeba invadens IP1, 651 nucleotides. RefSeq lists its product as hypothetical. The record is from RefSeq and is a predicted model, not a curated record. The coding region runs from base 1 to 651 and encodes 216 amino acids. Gene Ontology annotation, cellular component: Swr1 complex; NuA4 histone acetyltransferase complex. The transcript has 2 exons. Gene Ontology annotation, molecular function: transcription corepressor activity. Gene Ontology annotation, biological process: chromatin remodeling; negative regulation of transcription by RNA polymerase II; DNA repair. NCBI's taxonomy places the organism in Eukaryota, Evosea, Mastigamoebida, Endamoebidae.